UUGGUUUUUCCCUUUCUGAUCAUUCGUAAUAACUCCAUCUACAAGCCAAUAUCCUAACUAUAUAUUAAUAUUGUUGCUCUCCAUAUUGCUCUCGUUCUCGGUGGGAAAGUAAAAGAUGAAUUUCGCCGAACAACAGCCCGCGGUCAUCGGAGCUCCUCCCCCAUCGGGAUAUGCAUAUCCACUAGUACAACAACCUCAACCGCAGCAGCUCUAUCCACCAGGACAACAACCUCCAUUGGCAUAUCCAGGAGGACAACAACCUCCAUAUGCAUAUGGCAGUCAGCCCUACCCCCAGCCCUAUGCCCAGCAGUACCCCCAGCGGUACCAGAACGAUUGUUGUUGCUUCGCCGAAUCAUGCUGUUUCUAGGGUGGUGGAGGCAAAACUUGGAAUUUAUUGGACGAGUGAUUAAGAUUGGAUUCUUAAGGCUUGGGGCAUGAUGGGUUCGCUUUGUUUGUUCUUAAUGAAUAAAAAUGUUAAUAAGCAUUGAUUUAUUAAAAUUGUGAAA
This is a messenger RNA of Vitis vinifera (wine grape), 506 nucleotides long. Its product is annotated as cysteine-rich and transmembrane domain-containing protein WIH2. The transcript is spliced from 3 exons. The record is from RefSeq and is a predicted model, not a curated record. The coding region runs from base 116 to 367 and encodes 83 amino acids. NCBI's taxonomy places the organism in Eukaryota, Viridiplantae, Streptophyta, Magnoliopsida, Vitales, Vitaceae.